AUGGACGCACCUCAUCAUGAACAUCCGUAUUUAGUUUACAGCAGAGGUCUGAGGCCGGAGGAUCUUCAGCUCGGCAGUCUCUGCCUUGACCCUACAAAUCCCGUGGAUGAUCCCCGGAAGAUACACCAAUGCUUGAUCAAGAACGCGGAUCUGCUGCCAUGGAUAAGCAGCCCUAGUGAGGAGACCACCUGUGCUUUGAACCUUGAGGUCUCGCGUGAGUGGCUUGCGGGCGCAAACGGCCUCGACUCCAUCACCGAGGAAGCAAAUGAGAACUGCGAUAUUGCGAUCAGGGUCGAAGGCGAGAAAGGAAGACGAGUGCAGAUUGAAAGACCGGAAACGUUCCUCGAGCAAGUGGUUCUACCGUCCGCAGACAUCAAACAAUGGUUAGCCACGCAAUUGACGGUCUCGCGCACGAUGCACUAUCUCAGCCGUGCCAUUUUCGAGACUGCGCGACAACCGCGAAUAUGGCUGGUGACUGGUCUCCAGUACAUCACCAGUGCGCGCAUUGAAGCUGGAUGGUCGCAUUCGCCUCAUGCAUCGAUGGGGAUCCCCGGGCCAAUCCUCGAUCCCACGAUGGCUGCACUGACCGGCUUGAGUGACGUAGGUAACAACAUGAAGAAUCCUCAAAGAUGCACCGAGACGGGAGGAUCGGCGGAUGACGCCACGGGGACGACGAGUAUCUGGGCGGCACAAUUCAUGGAAUUGAAGUUGGGAUUUCGCCCUCAUAAGAUGAACGACACCAAGCUUCCGGAGGAGAUUCAGCUUCACAAGUUUGGUCAGCUAGGCGGAAUGGGACAGAAAGAUCAUGAACCCGUUCCCAGCCAGGAGAUUGCCAGAGUUGAGGGAUUGGCGGCGGAAAGUGCGGGAGGGGUACGAGAUCGGCAGGAGCAAAUGCCCCCAGUUAAGGUUGUCACUUUCCUUGGAAUGGAAUGUGAAGAUCGUAUACUCUAUGAAGAGUUAUUAGAUCAAGUCGAAAGCCGGAUGGGGAGAAGAUGA
Messenger RNA from Aspergillus homomorphus CBS 101889, 996 nucleotides. RefSeq lists its product as uncharacterized. The record is from RefSeq and is a predicted model, not a curated record. The coding region runs from base 1 to 996 and encodes 331 amino acids. The transcript has 3 exons. NCBI's taxonomy places the organism in Eukaryota, Fungi, Ascomycota, Eurotiomycetes, Eurotiales, Aspergillaceae.